GUAAACACACCCUGCAGGCGUCAGGACUCCGCUCUGUGUGUCUCCUCUGCAGUCUGCCGGAUGCUCUCCUCUGUGAUGUCACAGUCUGGAUAAGCCCCGCCUCCUCACAAGCGUCUCCACACUCUGACUGACGGAUUGACUGUGUGUGUUUGUCUUUAGACCCAGAGAGACAUGAUCUUUGAGCUGCGCAGGAUUGCGUUCGAUGGAGACGGAGCAGAACCCAGCGGAACCGAGAAGAGGAAAGCGGCGGCGCACACCAAAGACUACAAGAUGCUGGGAUUCAGCAAUGCAGUGAAUCCUGCGCUGGACUUCACUCAGACGCCACCGGGGAUGCUGGCGCUGGACAACAUGCUGUACCUGGCCAAACUACACCAGGACACAUACAUCAGGAUUGUUCUGGAAAACAGCAGUCGUGAGGAUAAACACGAGUGUCCGUUCGCGCGCUGUGCCAUCGAGCUGACGCGGGUGCUGUGUGAUAUUCUACAGGUCGGAGAGCUGCCGAAUGAAGGCUGUAAUGACUUCCACCCCAUGUUCUUUACACACGAGCGCGCCUGGGAAGAGUUCUUCUGCGUCUGCAUACAGCUGCUCAACAAGACAUGGAAGGAGAUGAGGGCCACUGCUGAAGACUUCAACAAGGUGAUGACGGUGGUGCGUGAGCAGAUCACCCGGGCUCUAGCCCUGAAGCCUGCGUCUCUGGAUCAGCUGCGGCUGAAGCUGCGCUCUCUGAGUUACUCUGAGAUUCUGCGACUGCGUCAGUCCGAGAGGAUGAGCCAAGAUGACUUCCAGUCACCGCCUAUCAUUGAGCUCCGGGAGCGGAUCCAGCCAGAGAUCCUGGAGCUCAUCAAGCAGCAGAGGCUCAGCCGGCUCUGUGAGGGAAGCUGCUUCCGCAAACUGGGGAACCGACGCCGGCAGGAGAAGUUCUGGUUCUGCCGUCUCUCACUGAACCACAAGCUACUCCACUAUGGGGAUCUGGAGGAGUCUCCACAGGGCGAGGUGCCGCUGGAGCUGCUGACUGACAAGAUCGCCGUGUCUGACAUUAAAGCCGUGCUGACGGGGAAAGACUGUCCGCAUAUGAAGGAGAAGAGCGCGCUCAAGCAGAACAAGGAAGUGCUGGAGCUGGCGUUCUCCAUCCUCUACGAUCCUGACGAGUCCCUCAACUUCGUGGCACCAAACAAAUAUGAGUACUGUAUCUGGACAGACGGCCUGUCGGCUCUGCUAGGGAAGGAUCUGUCCAGUGACCUCACACGAAGUGACCUUGACACACUAAUGAGUAUGGAGAUGAAGCUCCGCCUCCUGGACCUGGAGAACAUCACCAUCCCAGAGGCUCCGCCCCCUGUGCCCAAAGAGCCCAGCAGCUACAACUUCAACUACAACUACGGCUGAGCGGCGGUGUGGAGUGUGUGUAUUAUAGAGACGACACACACACUUUACUGAACACACACUGUACGAGUUCUCCAUCCCUCCAUGUCAGAAACACACUCCUGUGCUCGGUCCAGCAUCUGCGUCCAUGUGCUGAUCUGUGUGUGUGUGUGUGUGUGUGUGUGUGUGUGUGUGUCGAACGCUUCAACUAAACAGAAGGGUUAGUUCCUUUCUACACACAGAUGACUAAUAUUUCCUGACGUUUGAUUUGUCAAUAGAAAUCUAUUUUUGUACUUGAUGUGAAAGACCAGAAGCUGCAUGAAGCGGAGGAGAACUCAGAUCAACACACACUCUCUCUGGAGAACUCAGAUCAACACACACUCUCUCUGGAGAACUCAGAUCAACACACACUCUCUCUGGAGAACUCAGAUCAACACACACUCUCUCUGGAGAACUCAGAUCAACACACACUCUCUCUGGAGAACUCAGAUCAACACACACUCUCUCUGGAGAACUCAGAUCAACACACACUCUCUCUGGAGAACUCAGAUCAACACACACUCUCUCUGGAGAACUCAGAUCAACACACACUCUCUCUGGAGAACUCAGAUCAACACACACUCUCUCUGGAGAACUCAGAUCAACACACACUCUCUCUGGAGAACUCAGAUCAACACACACUCUCUCUGGAGAACUCAGAUCAACACACACUCUCUCUGGAGAACUCAGCGUCACUACAGCCACAGCGCUCCUUUAGUUUGCUCCUUUAUUUCUUCAGAUUGCUGUGGCGGAUUUAUAUUUGCUUGUCAUAACGUACGAUUAUUCUGUGUGAGAGCAGAUCUCUGGAUAUUUGCUUUAUUAUAAGCUGGUCGUUUUAGUGGGCAGAUAUGUCAAUAUUUGGUUUGAAAUACUGUACACUGUUUAAAUAAAUAAAUAUGUAUAUGCAUAGUGUUGAUCAUGAAUGAGUUGACCCCUCACACAUCUCUCUUAUAAAUUAAUAUUUCCCACAGGACUCUUUACAGUGCUAUAUUUGUGCUUAUACAUUACAUUAGUCAGAGUUUUGUCAGAUGAAUUUAAAUCUAUAAUUUUCUAUUAUUGUUAUUUAAAUGCACCUAAAUAUAUUGUCUAUCUUCAUUGAGAAAUGGAUAAAAGUAUUCAUUUUAAAUGGGGUGUACUCAUUUAUGCUGAACACUGAAUAUAUAUACAUGUUAUAAAUAUAUAUAGUGCCUUCAGAAAGUAUUGAUUCCCCUUUAUUUCUCAUUGUGAGAGGCUGAACGAGGAGCGGAGUUUCUGUUGGUUUGUGAAGGGUUAAACCUCAGAAAGCUGAAGAUGGAGGUGUAAAACAGACGGAUAUGAAUACUUCCUCAAGGCCACUGUAUAUCAGUUGUAUAUAUUGUGCUGCCUUAUCACAGUAAACGCAGUGGAUUAGUGUGCAAUAAUAAAGGUGUUAAAGUCAUAGCUUGAUAUUUACAUUAGAUUCUUCAUCUGUUUGAUCAUUUGAGCUGUGCUGCACAUCCUCAAUAAACUCAGUUAACAACAAA
Molecule: messenger RNA, 2900 nt
Organism: Danio aesculapii
Lineage: Eukaryota; Metazoa; Chordata; Actinopteri; Cypriniformes; Danionidae
Gene: elmo2
Product: engulfment and cell motility 2
Exons: 10
Coding region: 172-1383 (403 amino acids)
Biological process (GO): actin filament organization; cell motility
Source: RefSeq, a predicted model, not a curated record